This is a messenger RNA of Penicillium soppii, 363 nucleotides long. RefSeq lists its product as uncharacterized. Lineage: Eukaryota; Fungi; Ascomycota; Eurotiomycetes; Eurotiales; Aspergillaceae. The record is from RefSeq and is a predicted model, not a curated record. The transcript is spliced from 2 exons. The coding region runs from base 1 to 363 and encodes 120 amino acids.
AUGCUUUACACCCUCCCCACUUUCGAGUUCAGCAACCCCUGGUCUCUCCCCUACCUCUUCCCGACCAUCCCAUUAGAACACUGGCGGUCAAUCCGCGCCGUCGAACUCCGCUGGUCAUUCCCGGGCCACUGGCUCCCAAGCAAAGACUCCGUGCGCGCGGUGUACGUCUCCGCGGGCCGGGCGCAAUGGCAAGAGACGUGCGGGGCUCUGGUGCAAAUUAAUGCACUACGAAGCUUCGUGCUUGUCUUGAACAGUACGUGGUUUAGCGAAGGAGCUGGGAAAUUGGUAGGGUUUUUAGAGCCGUUGACUGGGUUGGUCGUGAGGCCGCAGGAGCAGGAUGGAUGGGUCCCGGGGUGGGUAUAG